GGGGCCGGGUCCCACCCCCCGGGCGGAGGGUGUGAUGAGCAGCCUGGCAGGGCCUGGCUCCACGUGCUGCUGCCGCCACUUCCGGCUCGUCCGGGCUCGGGGGGUCGCUGGUCCCUCCUCUGAGCCCCCCUGGAGCGGAGUGACCCACUGCCCGCCCUUCCCGAAGCUGUGGGGCUGGGGCACAUCUGGGCUCCUGCACAUCCCAGGCAGGGGGUCCCCCCGUGCCCGUGGGGCGGGCUGGGCAUUGGGGUAACGGAGCUUGGCUCAGGGGGGGAGAUCGCCCUCCCCCCAUCUCUAAAACUGAGGGGCUGGGAGUCAGGCCCCCUCCCAGGGCCUCCACCUGAGCUGCCCUGCGUCAGAGACUCUGGAACAAUUUGUAUAGUGGGGGGGGCUGAGAGCCACUGAACCACACUGUAACCCACUGUAAUCAGAGCUGUGAUGCCCCCUCUCCUCCUGGGGCGGCUGGGGCCCCUUGAGCUUGGGGGCACUGGGAACAACACAACGAGAACCCAAGUCAAGUCUUUGCGGUGGGGCACGUGUCCCGCUCUGGACCUGAGCGCGGCACAGGGCUGCAGCACCAUGGGGCCUGCCUCCGCCCCGUCCCUGUCGCGUCCGCGCACCCCACGGGGGUUAGUACGUUCAUCUGUGUGUGCCUGCCCCACUGCGGCAGGGCAGGGCUGUGACCCCGGUGAUAGAGGGGCGCUGAGGCUCAGUGACUAUGGGCUUGUCUACAUGGGGAUGCUGAUGGCUGGCGCUAUUGCAGAAUAGUGGCCCCCACCCCCAGGGCGCUCUGUUCUGGAGCAAACGUCACUCGAUUCUGGGUCAUUGUUGCGUUUCCAAAGCAGAGCGACUGCGGGGAGCCAUUCCCCAAUAGCUAUUGCUGUCAGUUUCCUGUGUCAGAGCAGGGACUGGAACCCAUGGCCCGGGUGAGCACGCUACCCACUGGGGCGGCCUUCCACCCCUGCUCCCUUGCUAGGUGGGUCUGUCCUUGCUCCAUACUGCCCGGUUACGGUGAGUGCAGUGCUACGCAGGGUAUGGUUGGGGUGCUGCCUCCCUGUGCAGUCAAUAGGCAGGGCAUGUUCCAGACAGGGGCUGGCCUGCGGGUGCGGUUGAAAUGGGGCGAUACAAGGCUUGUGCCCAGGAUAGCUGGCUCCCGUGUGCUCUGACCAUGCCACGGGAGUCGCAGGGAACGUCUCCGCUGUCACGGAUCGACAGCAUCGGUGCUACGCCCCCAGUUUUGGAACAGUCUCUAGGAGGAACCCUUCAGUUUGUCCAACCCCCAAGGGGUCUCAAUCUUACUGCCUGGGGUAGGCCUCACUGCCUCCUUCCGGCGAACCUCUGGGGCUCCAGCACUCAUGUUUCACACCAUGAGCUUUGCCUGGCAAGUCCAGCUGAACUGGACUCCUGGGAGAGACUAGGCCACUCUUCAGGGACUAAUGCACCUCUGCCAGUGUUUGCAGUGACACACGCAGGGUUGGCAAACCAGGCAGGUUUAUUAGUCACCUGUUACGCAGCAUGGGGUGGCCGUAGGUCAGCAGAAAAAAAUGAAGGUUAAAGCAUCAACCGUUCUGGUCAGCCAGAGCCCAGCCACGCUGGAACGAAGCCUGGACACAUGCACAGCUAGGUCGAUGCAAGGCGGCCUACUUCAACCUAACCUUGUAGCAUAGACCAGGUCUCUUAGCCUGUCCUGAGAGCAAACAGUCCUUCCCCCGCCCCCGGGUAACAAUAUGAAAUAUGGGGGAAACUGAAGCACGCAUGGGCUUCAUUCAAAAUAUUACAGAGAAUUCCCACUUUGUCACCUACCCUGCAGAUGGAGGGGAGAUUCCUCGCUCGGGUAGAGGUUCCUGCACUGGUGUGUACAGCUGCUCAUGAAUUACAUCUCCAGCGGCAGUGUAGACAGGCCCCCAGAGAGCUCCAUUUAUGGGCCGCUCUAAUUGUAUCCUUGGGGCUAGUGCCAGGUUCUGUGGGUCCCCGAAUCCAGCUGUGCCUGGUUCCAGAAGGGAUGGACGUUGGCUUGGACAUGCUAACAUCUCCCAUGUACAGUGUUACCCCUGGGCUAGCAGUGCAUGCUGGGAGCGUGGGCUGCUCCAUGGGGUACUGGUCCUCUUGUCAGCCUUGGGCCAGUGUCAUUGGGAGGUGAUGGAAGGAGCCAGCUUGGAGGGAACAGUCGGUGGCGCUGCCUACCUGUCUGUGAGGCUGGGGGAGCUGGCUGCCGCUGGGCUGGCUGCCCCAUGGAGGCAGAAGGAGAGAGGAGAGGGCCUCCCUGCGUGGGAGUGGCGCGGGCUAGCCCAGGGGCCGAGUCCCGCAUGGGGGACCUGGCAGGGAGAGCCAGCCUGAACGCCUCCGGCUGGGCCCCCAAGACUGGUGGCAGCUUCAGAAACACGGGCCUUUCUGCCCCAGCGCAGCCGUGUCCCCUGGGCUGGGGAUCCCACUGGAGUCCUGUUUGCAGCAAUCAGUAGCGGGUGAUGCCUCAAGGUGGGCUGGGGGUGGUUCAGCGCCAGGAUGGCUGCUUGACCCCGGUGUGGCCAGGACCCUGUGCAGGGACUGGGACUCCCUCCCCGAGGCCGCUUGUGUUUCCCUGCUUUCAGCUGGAGUGUUGGCAUGGCCCUAUUGCAGUGAGCUGGGUCCAGCCUGAGGUCUGGAUCCCCUCCUCCCCCUGCCCUAAGAGCGCUGCAGGGCCCCGGCUGCCCUCCAGUUGCAAAGGGGCGUGGAGGGUGCUCCGGAUCUCUUAGGGCUCUCAUUUGAUCCUCCUCUCCCGAAAUCGCUUGCCUGGCGGCAAGGGCAUCAUGUGCCCUUCCCCACCCCUUGUUGGGCCAUGGGCGUCUGGCUAGGUCAGCCCCAAAGGUGAGCGGCACGGCCAGCCCUGACUCAGGCGCGGCUGAAGCUGAGCUGGUCUGGGGCGGAGGGGGAUGGUGCUCCUGGAAACUAUUUUGCAACCUCCGAGGUUAAAAAAGUCCAGGGUGACUCAGCCGAGCUGCUGCUGGGUGUCUCGUGGGCAGAGCUGCGGAUCCUUGUUCCCUGCCUGGGUCCCUUACGCCGCGUGGCCCCCCGCAGCUGCAAGGCCGUCCCUGAGCACCAUGGGCUCCAUGUUCCGCAGCGAGGAGGUCUGCCUGGCCCAGCUCUUCCUGCAGUCGGCCUCGGCCUACGCCUGCGUCAGCGAGCUGGGCGAGAGGGGGCUCGUGGAGUUCAGAGACCUCAACCCCAAUGUCAACGCCUUCCAGCGGCGCUUCGUGGGUGAGGUGCGGCGUUGUGAGGACAUGGAGAAAACCUUCACGUUUCUGCACCAGGAGCUGCGGAAGGCAGGGCUGGCACUGGGGCCCUGCCCUGAAAGCCCCCCGGCCCCUCUGCCCCGUGAUGCCCUGCACAUCCAGGAGCAGUCCGAGCAGUUGGCCCAGGAGCUGCGCGAAGUGAGCCGCAACCGGGAGUCGCUGGGUGGACGCUUGCGGGAGAUGCAGGAGUACGCGCAAGUCCUGCGCGAGGGGCAGCGCUUCACCGGCCAGCUGGCAUCACUGGGCUCCCCUGCCCGGCCCCGUGCCCUCUCGGACCAGGAGCCCCUGCUCAACCCGUCCAUGGCACCGCGACUCGAUGUCAAAGUCAACUUUGUGGCGGGCGUGAUCCACCCUUGGCGGGUGACCUCCUUUGAGCGGCUGCUGUGGCGCGCCUGCCGCGGGUACCUCAUCGCCAACUUUGUGGAGAUGGCGGAGCCCAUGGAGGACCCAGCCACGGGUGAGAACAUCACCUGGGUUAUCUUCCUCAUUUCCUACUGGGGGGAGCAGAUCGGACAGAAAAUCCGCAAAAUCUCGGACUGCUUCCACUGCCACGUGUACCCCUACGCCGACUCGGAGGCCGACCGGCUGGAGGUGCUGAAUGGGCUGCUCACCCAGAUCAACGACCUCACCACGGUGCUGGGGGAGACGGAGCAGUACCUGUCCCAGGUGCUGCAGAAGGUGGUGCUGACGCUGCCGGCCUGGCGCGUGAAGGUGCAGAAGAUGAAGGCCAUCUACCUCAUCCUCAACCAGUGCAGCUUCAACGUCAUUGAGAAGUGCCUCAUCGCCGAGGUGUGGUGCCCCGUGCGUGACCUGCCACAGGUGCAGGAGGCCUUGCGCCACGGAUCGCACAAGAGUGGCUCGGGGGUGGAGUCGUUCGUGCACCGGAUCCCCAGUUCUGAGAGCCCUCCCACCCUCAUCCGCACCAACAAGUUCACCACCGGCUUCCAGAGCAUCGUCGACGCCUAUGGGGUCGCCAGUUACCAGGAGGUGAACCCGGCGCCCUACACCAUCAUCACCUUCCCCUUCCUGUUUGCUGUCAUGUUCGGGGACGUGGGCCAUGGGCUGCUGAUGUUCCUUUUUGCCCUCUGGAUGGUGCUGGCAGAGAACAGCCCCCGCAUGAGGGAAGCGCGCAACGAGAUCUGGCAGACGUUCUUUGAGGGGCGCUACCUGAUUCUGCUCAUGGGGGCCUUCUCCGUCUACACCGGCUUCAUCUACAAUGAGUGCUUCAGCAAGGCCACCGCCAUCUUCCCCUCCGCCUGGAGUGUGGCCACCAUGGUCCACCACUACAACUGGAGCUCCGACUACUUAGCCAGCCACGCCUUCCUCACCCUGGACCCCAACGUCACUGGAGUCUUCAAGGGGCCCUACCCCUUUGGGAUCGACCCGGUCUGGAGCCUGGCCAACAACCACCUGAACUUCCUGAACUCCUUCAAGAUGAAGAUGUCGGUGAUUCUGGGCAUCAUCCACAUGAGCUUCGGGGUGCUGCUCGGCGUCUUCAACCACCUGCACUUCAGGCAGCGGUACCAGGUGGCACUGGUCUUCCUACCCGAGGCGAUCUUCCUGCUGGCGCUCUUCGGCUACCUCGUCUUCAUGAUCUUCUACAAGUGGCUCACGUUCAGUGCUGUCAACUCCCUGCUGGCACCCAGCAUCCUCAUCCACUUCAUCGACAUGUUCCUGUUCACCGAGAACCCCGACAACUACCCGCUGUAUCCGGGACAGGUGACGGUGCAGAACGUCCUGGUCGUCCUGGCUCUGGCCUCUGUGCCUGUCCUGCUCCUGGGCACGCCCGUGUACCUGUGGUGCCAGCACCGCCGCAGGGGGCACCCUCGUCUCGGGCUGGGCCCACCUGGGGACGCCGGGGAGCGCCAGCCACUGCUGAGCUCGCAGGAGCCGGGGAACUCGGUGAACGUGAUGGAGGCCGACGUGGAGCGUGGCGGGCGUGGCCCUGAGCCUGAGUUUGAAUUCUCUGAAGUCUUCAUGCACCAGGCCAUCCACACCAUCGAGUACUGCCUGGGCUGCAUCUCCAACACGGCCUCCUACCUGCGCCUGUGGGCGCUCAGCCUGGCCCACGCACAGCUGUCGGAGGUGCUGUGGACCAUGGUGAUGCGGAACGGCUUCCUGCUGCACAUCUACGCGGGUGGGGUGCUGCUGGUGCCCGUCUUUGCCUUCUUUGCCGUGCUGACGGUGGCCAUCCUGCUGGUGAUGGAGGGGCUGUCGGCUUUCCUGCACGCCCUGCGCCUGCACUGGGUGGAAUUCCAGAACAAGUUCUACGUGGGCGCCGGGUACAAGCUGAGCCCCUUUGCCUUCCCCCCCGACAGCUGGGAGUAGGGCCAGCUCGGCACCAGGUGCCCCCCGCCACCCUCACCUCAAGGGGAUGGCGCCCCCUCCCGCUCUGUCCUGGGGCAGGGGGCUCCCUUUGGGUUUGCACCUUCUACCCUGGCUGCUGCCCCCCGCCCCUCUAAGCCUGGCGCUGUUUCCCUGCCCCUCCCCUCCCCUUUGGUCUGGUGCUGUCAUCCACUGCCUGCCGGAGCCUGGUGCUCCCUCCUGGGCACAGAUUACGUCUGUCCUGUCUUUUGUACGAUUAAAGAGUGAAACUGU
Chrysemys picta bellii (western painted turtle) is the source of this 5867-nucleotide messenger RNA. RefSeq names its product T cell immune regulator 1, ATPase H+ transporting V0 subunit a3 (gene TCIRG1). Lineage: Eukaryota; Metazoa; Chordata; Testudines; Emydidae. Gene Ontology annotation, cellular component: vacuolar proton-transporting V-type ATPase complex; vacuolar proton-transporting V-type ATPase, V0 domain; plasma membrane. Gene Ontology annotation, molecular function: ATPase binding; proton-transporting ATPase activity, rotational mechanism. The record is from RefSeq and is a predicted model, not a curated record. Gene Ontology annotation, biological process: proton transmembrane transport; vacuolar acidification.